Molecule: messenger RNA, 600 nt
Organism: Dicrocoelium dendriticum
Lineage: Eukaryota; Metazoa; Platyhelminthes; Trematoda; Plagiorchiida; Dicrocoeliidae
Source: the annotation of a GenBank genome assembly
AUGGAGGAAGAGGUAGUUGCUCAGGAACAUCUCCCUACUGUAAGUCACGUGCCCAAGGGUGGGGAAGAGCAGCUGAGCGGGUUUCUAAAGGACUGUCAAAAGAUGGCGCCUCAUACAGUAGAUCCUGCGUCAUAUCCCCAAUCUUCUCUGGCAGUUUGUUAUCCUUUCGCAGAACUUCCGAAGGUGGAGUUAGAAUAUUUUGACGGUGACCCAUCGAGCUACUGGAGAUUUAUCAAGCAGUUUGAAUAUUUUGUUGAGAACCGCGUGAUUGAUAACGGUCAGCGCUUGUUAUAUCUUGUGUAUUAUUGCAGAGGGCGCGCCAACGAAGCGAUUCGUGAGUGUACAAUGCUCCCGCCUGAGCGGGCUUAUGAUAGAGCUCGUUGUAUUCUUCGUGAUCUCUUUGGGCAAAAUCAUGUAGUGGCACGGUCACUGAUCGACGGUUUGCUUACAGGUUUGAAACCCAUGGCUGAUGACUCCGAAGCUUUAUCCCGAUUGUCGUUGAAAAUGGAAAGCUGUUAUGUGGCACUGUCUCAGAUGAACUAUAUGGCCGACCUAGAUUCCAUAGCCACUAUUGAGAGGAUAGUUCGCUUCUUACCUAGC